GGGAACCGCUGUGCUGCGAGCCUUCGUGCUGAGCUUCACCACCUUGAGCUCCGCCGGCAGAGUUCAUCGUAUCCGGGUCGGCCUGGGACGGCGGCACUUGCUGUGAUAACGUCGGAGGUGGUCUGCCUCGGGAAUCCAAACGAGAGACUCUUCACUUCCUCUCGCCACCACGUAAUUCCGGUUGGCUGCCCACUCCCUUUUCACCCAGCAUCAUAACCGAUUCCGUGAGUCCAUAUCAUGAGCCGAGAACCUGCUCGCAAAUCGAGCGGGAUUAAGUCCUCCCGGGGGCGAGCGAACGGCCAGGAAGCAUUGAAACAUGGAAGAGCGCGCUCCAUACCUCAAUGCCUCCUGGUCGCUUACCCCGCGUCGUUCUCGAAAAGCGAAUGAGGCUGUGUCCCGAUCAGCCUCAAAAUCUUCCCUGUCACAUGAACUGGACUGCCACGAAAGUUCUUGUGCGAGCAGUAUAUGGAACGCUGCCUUGCCCACCAUCUUGCCCUGGGUACAGGGCGGCUAUUCGAACUCGUGCAUGCCCUACAAACUUUUUUCGUUCCUAUCGUUGCGAGGGUACUCGCGGAUUCGGCGUUUCAAUCCCCGCGAGACGCUCUGCUCACCCAUUUCACCGGCUUUGGCCUCUGGAACGUGCGAAGCUUCCUUGGUUCUUCCUAUCAUUGCGUCCCACGUCCGUGCAAGCAAAAAUCGUUGGAAGAUUGCGAAUGUUGCCCACGCCGUUUCGCCGGUUCCAGUCCGCGGUAGGACAGGCAACAAUCGCCUGCUCCUCAUCAUCCACAAAGACUUCAAGCGGACGAUUCGGAUCCGGGGAAGCCCGGUCGGCGGUCGCGCGUUCUUGUAUUUACGCAAUGUACGCUUACGUCUUCGUUCGCGCCGCGUCCCAUUGUUACGGGGCGAAGGCAGUCAGUCCACCCAUCAGUGCCGCAUACGAGGGAUCCGCAGCGCUCUCGUCGAGACCAUCCGAGCUCGGUCUCACUAUGUACCAGUGUCCUUGGGUAUUCCUAUGGGUCGGUAAUGUCAUGCUUCCAUACCGCGCAACCUGUGUCUGGCUCGGUCGCCGCAUUGACGGCGUUAAUGAUGACAGCUUCAGCGGUGAUCUCGGCUUUAGCGGUCUCCCGGGUGGGUUCCGUGAACGAGAUGUUGCCCAUGCGGUCUACGAGAUAUGAGGAAAAUAUCGCACACAGACACCGAGUGUCGACCGACUUGCAUCGUCUUCCCACC
Molecule: messenger RNA, 1230 nt
Organism: Fimicolochytrium jonesii
Lineage: Eukaryota; Fungi; Chytridiomycota; Chytridiomycetes; Spizellomycetales; Powellomycetaceae
Exons: 2
Coding region: 342-1175 (277 amino acids)
Source: RefSeq, a predicted model, not a curated record